Messenger RNA from Aspergillus pseudoviridinutans, 1047 nucleotides. RefSeq lists its product as uncharacterized. The transcript has 2 exons. The record is from RefSeq and is a predicted model, not a curated record. Bases 1 to 1047 code for a protein of 348 amino acids. Lineage: Eukaryota; Fungi; Ascomycota; Eurotiomycetes; Eurotiales; Aspergillaceae.
AUGCCUGGUACAGUCAUUGUGACGGGCGCUGCUGGCGGCCUUGGUCAAGCGAUCGCGGAAAGAGUUGUGCAAGACCCUGGAUCAUAUCACUGCCUGUUCACUGUCCGUAACAAAAACACCCCUCGCGCGAAGAAGCUACAUCAACUAGACGGCGCAAACGCCAAGGAGAUCAAAACUCCUGAACUUGAUCUCUCCAGCCUUCAGUCUAUCCGAGCAUUUGCCAGUGACCUGAAUGCAAAAGUCAGGUCUGGCACGCUCCCGCCUAUCAGAGCGCUAAUUCUCAAUGCGGCAGUCUUUUAUGAGAAAGGCGGCCUCAAAUUUACCAACAACGAUGGCGACAAGGAGGGCUUUGAGAUAAAUUUCGCCGUGAAUUACCUUGCAAAUUUUCUCCUUACAUUAUUGUUGCUGGGAAGUCUAGAUAAAGAGCACGGACGCAUUGUUUACGUGUCGAGCUGGACGCAUGACCCGGCACUACCUGUUAACCAAAGGCAUAAGCCUGAAAAGCUGCAGUGGGAUCCAGUGCAACUGGCGCGUCCGAAAGAACAACUCAGUCCGGGAGAGCAGGCAGAUGACGCAAUGAGACGAUAUGGUGCUUCGAAGCUAUGCCAGGUUACGUUUAUGCACGCCUUGCAAAAGCGCCUAGAUAAGACACCUGGCCUAGAGAAAAUCUGCGUUCUCGGCGUUGACCCUGGCGGAAUGAUCCAUGACAACCUAAACCACAAGUUUUCCGCAUUUCAGAGAUAUGUAUUAGUUCCCCCUGUCCGGAUAUAUACGAGACUUGCGGUCAAUCUGUGGCCUAAUGGAAGGCUUCGCACCGUAGAGAAAUCUGCGGGUGAUAUUGUGAGGGCAGCACUAUGCCUAGAAGAUCCACAGCUAGGUCUCUAUCCCAAAGAUGUCUACUUAAAUGGCAGUGAGCUUGCUGAGUCUGCUGCCCUAUCAAAGGACGAGGAAUGUCAGGAACUACUCUGGAAGUUGAGCCUUCAGUUCGCAAACCUGGAUGAGAGGGAGACUGCUUUGGGUGGAGUAGCCGGUACAGCUUCCAUGUAA